Phasianus colchicus (ring-necked pheasant) is the source of this 2294-nucleotide messenger RNA. It is a transcript of the gene DDX47, whose product is annotated as DEAD-box helicase 47. Gene Ontology annotation, cellular component: cytosol. The record is from RefSeq and is a predicted model, not a curated record. NCBI's taxonomy places the organism in Eukaryota, Metazoa, Chordata, Aves, Galliformes, Phasianidae. Gene Ontology annotation, molecular function: nucleic acid binding; ATP binding; RNA helicase activity.
AAAAAACCUAAUCAGUUUAUUACUUCAGGCACGACUCGCGCUGCCAGAGCUCCGGCCGCAAGUACCGCCACGCGGCGGCAUCGCAGCGCUGUGACGGACCGCCACACAAUGGCCGCCGGCUGGGACUCCGCGCCCCGCCCCGCCUCUCCGCUGCGGCCCCUGGGAGACUACAGCUCCCGGCGUGCCCUGCGCCGCGCCGGAGGGACGGUCCAACAUGGCGGCGGGAGGGGAGCCGGGGAAGGCGGCCGGGCUGGAAGCUGAGGAGGUGCCGGUGGUGGAAGAGGCGCGGAGCUUCAAGGACCUGGGAGUGACGGAUGUCCUGUGUGAAGCUUGUGACCAGCUGGGAUGGAAGGUACCUACGAAGAUUCAAGUGGAAGCUAUUCCUGUGGCUCUGCAGGGCAGAGAUAUUAUUGGACUGGCAGAAACCGGCUCUGGGAAAACAGGAGCAUUUGCUUUGCCAAUUCUUCAAGCACUGCUGGAUGCACCUCAGCGUUUAUUUGCUCUUGUCCUUACACCAACAAGAGAGCUGGCCUUCCAAAUCUCAGAGCAGUUUGAAGCUCUUGGGUCCUCAAUUGGUGUCCAUAGUGCGGUUAUUGUCGGUGGAAUUGACUCAAUGUCUCAGUCUCUGGCCUUAGCCAAGAAACCACAUAUUAUAAUUGCAACUCCUGGCCGUCUAGUGGAUCACCUCGAGAACACCAAGGGCUUCAAUUUACGAGCUCUGAAGUUCCUAGUGAUGGAUGAAGCUGACCGGAUCCUCAACAUGGAUUUUGAGACAGAGGUGGAUAAGAUACUGAAAGUGAUUCCUCGAGACAGAAAGACGUUCCUGUUUUCUGCCACCAUGACCAAGCAGGUUCAAAAACUGCAGCGUGCUGCUCUGAAGAAUCCUGUUAAAUGUGCUGUUUCUUCCAAAUAUCAGACAGUUGAAAAGCUACAGCAGUACUACAUUUUCAUCCCAUCCAAAUUCAAGGACAGCUACCUGGUUUAUAUUUUGAAUGAACUAGCUGGAAAUUCUUUCAUGGUAUUCUGUAGUACAUGUAACAAUACUCAGAGGACUGCUCUACUGCUCUGUAAUCUUGGGUUCACUGCUAUUCCUCUCCAUGGGCAGAUGAGUCAGAACAAACGCUUGGGCUCUUUAAACAAGUUCAAGGCAAAGGCACGGUCUAUUCUGCUGGCUACUGAUGUUGCAAGCAGAGGUCUGGAUAUCCCACAUGUGGAUGUGGUGAUAAACUUUGAUAUUCCUACACACUCUAAGGAUUACAUUCAUCGUGUUGGAAGAACAGCUCGAGCCGGAAGAUCUGGCAAAUCAAUCACAUUUGUCACACAAUAUGACGUAGAGCUGUUUCAGCGCAUUGAACAUCUGAUUGGCAAGAAGCUGCCAGCGUUCCCCAUGCAAGAGGAGGAAGUUAUGAUGCUAACAGAGCGUGUGGCUGAGGCCCAGAGGUUUGCUCGAAUGGAGCUGAGGGAACAGGGAGAGAAGAAGCGAUCUCGGAAUGGUGAUGAUGAUGAUACAGAAGAAGCUCUUGGUGUCAGGAAGAAGGUGGCAGGUGGGAAAAAGAAGAAACGAAAAGCCUUCUAGCUCAGUGUUUGGACGAACUUUUACUUUCCUGUUUAUGGCUACAUGAGCUUGGCAAAAAUAGUCUUCACAACCAUCUCCAGUGGAUUUUUUUUUCAGAACUGCUUAAUGUUGCAUUGGGCAGUCUGUCUGGAAAAGGCCUGAAAGGUCUUCCUCUCUUCUGCUUCACCAUUUACAGACUGAGCUUGGUCAUUGUGGUAUAAUGGUGUCAGUCUUUCAGUGAAGCCAAGUUGUCCCCUUAGGAAAUGGAAGUUUGUGUGGUCUGGCCCAACUCAUCCCCAAAGAAAUGGGCACAGCUUUCCCACUGCUGCAGCCUCUGUCUCAGUAUCCAAACUCAUUGAAUACUUCUGGGGUCAAAUUGGACUGCCAGAAGGAAAAGAUGAAAAAGUUUAAAGAAGUAACCAAGUUUCCACUUCACAUCCAUGAUGAUUUUGCCUUACUGAAAGGACAUGUGACUCAGAGAACUCCAAAUAUAGCUUAAUUUUAAAGCAGACUGGUUUUAUUUGUAUUGUCACUGACCUGUUUUGCUUAUUUGGAAUAUCAGCUCUACCAGAAGGUUUUCUCCUUACAUCAUUCUUACUAGUGAUUCAGAUGUGACAUAAAUACCUUAAGUGGGUCAGGUAAAGAGUGGUCCAACAGAGAGAGCCUGUUCCGGCUGGUUGGACUGUUCACUGCCUGGAAUUCAGUUGAGAGUAUGUAACGAUUGGUAAGAUCAAGGGAA